Molecule: messenger RNA, 1687 nt
Organism: Corylus avellana
Lineage: Eukaryota; Viridiplantae; Streptophyta; Magnoliopsida; Fagales; Betulaceae
Product: cysteine synthase
Molecular function (GO): cysteine synthase activity
Source: RefSeq, a predicted model, not a curated record
UGACUAUAAUUUAUUGGGGGCAGUUGGCCAUUCCAUUCUCUAUAAAUUUGCAUUAUUAGACUGACUUUCACUUUUGGGGUACUCGGGAGUUUCUGGCUGCUGCUCUGUUUGUCUUUUGGUCGUCGAUAGUGAGUUUUCUGAAAAGAUAACAUGGAGGACAAGUGUGCAAUCAAGAAAGAUGUUACUGAAUUGAUAGGAAAUACACCAAUGGUAUAUCUCAACAAUAUUGUUGAUGGCUGUGUAGCCCACAUCGCUGCCAAGCUUGAGAUGAUGGAACCCUGUUCUAGUAUUAAAGACAGGAUUGCGUACAGUAUGAUUAAAGAUGCAGAAGAUAAGGGUUUGAUUACUCCAGGGAAGACUGUGCUCAUUGAGCCUACUAGUGGUAACACUGGCAUUGGAUUGGCAUUUAUCGCAGCAAUCAAGGGUUACAAACUUGUACUUACCAUGCCAGCUUCAAUGAGUCUUGAGAGAAGAAUUGUGCCCCUUGCUUUUGGAGCCGAGUUGUACCUUACAGAUCCUGCCAAGGGCAUUUUGGGGGUUUUUGAGAAGGCCAAUGAGCUACUAAGUAAUAUACCAAAUAGUUAUAUACUUCAUCAAUUUGAAAAUCCUGCCAACCCAAAGAUCCAUUAUGAUACCACUGGUCCAGAGAUAUGGAGAGAUUCAGGAGGGAAAGUUGAUGCACUGGUUGCAGGGAUUGGGACUGGGGGUACUAUAACUGGUGUAGGGAAUUUCCUCAAGGAGAAAAACCCAGAGAUCAAGGUGUUUGGGGUAGAACCAGCUGAAAGCGCAGUCUUGAAUGGAGGACAGCCUGGCAAGCAUCUGAUCCAAGGAAUUGGUGCUGGUAUUAUCCCUACUCUUCUGGAUGUCAACCUGCUUGAUGAGGUUAUUGAAGUAUCAAGUGAGGAAUCUAUUGAAACUGCUAAGCUGCUUGCCUUGAAAGAAGGUUUGCUGGUGGGGAUUUCAUCUGGUGCUGCUGCAGCUGCUGCAAUAAAGCUGGCUAAGAGGCCAGAAAAUACUGGAAAACUGAUUGUUGUGAUUUUUCCAAGCUUUGGAGAGCGUUAUCUGUCGUCCACACUCUUUGAUUCCAUUAGGCGUGAGGCAGAAAACAUGACCUUCGAUUGACCGAUGAUGAAUAUGUCUGAAAUUAUGGGAACUUUUGUAUUUAAAUAAGUAAAAAAUGAUGAGAAAAUUUCCCUAUUUUUUUUAUUUUUCAGCAGAACAUUUUACGUCGUCACAAGAAUAAAGUCAGAUUGGUAAAUCAGAAUGCUUGGGGAAUAGAAAUGACGGGGGCCGCGCGAACGCAGGCCCCCACUAGCACAAAUUAUGACGUAGACUCUGCCGCUUGGGCAGAUCUUAGGCAAGCACCCCUCCAGAGUGCAAUGGAGGUCACUAGCCUAGGCCAUGGGCCUUCUGGAUUACCCAUUGACCCCGUCCAGGUAAGUAUGUUUGAAUGGUGCUCCUCGCUCCUUUUUUAUAGCCGCGCCGCUUCGCCUCUCCUUCAUUGUUUUCCAUGUGGGACUGAAGCAGCCUCGGACUUUUUAGCUUGAAUAAGGAGUAAAUCACAUAAGGACAAAUAAUUAGGUUACCAAGGAGGCUUUACAGCCUUUACUGCCUUGUCUGGUUGUUUUUCAGCAAUGUACUACAGCAUACGUGCCUUUGGUAUUUUUAAAGGUGUAUAGAUUUAGUC